Molecule: messenger RNA, 1899 nt
Organism: Eurytemora carolleeae
Lineage: Eukaryota; Metazoa; Arthropoda; Copepoda; Calanoida; Temoridae
Product: mitochondrial carnitine/acylcarnitine carrier protein
Exons: 13
Coding region: 43-1035 (330 amino acids)
Biological process (GO): carnitine transmembrane transport; mitochondrial transport
Cellular component (GO): mitochondrial envelope
Molecular function (GO): O-acyl-L-carnitine transmembrane transporter activity
Source: RefSeq, a predicted model, not a curated record
UUCAGAAAAAUGGUGAUUACAGAUUUCAACUACAGCUAAAAUAUGAAAGCUGUAUCUACUGUUGAGAAGAAUGGGCGAGCUGAACCUGUUUAUAAUCUUAUAGCUGGAGGGGUCAGCGGGCUCCUUUCUCUUACUGUUGGGCAUCCGUUCGAUACAGUGAAGGUCCGGUUGCAAACAAUGAAACCGGUUUUUUGUUAUGUAACAGGUGUAGAGAAACUACCGUACUCCAGUGGUCUGGACUGUUUAAGAAAGUGUAUAGUAAAUGAAGGCUUCCCAUCAUUAUAUAGAGGAAUGGGUGCCCUUGCUUUAUUCUCAUUACCUAGAUUUUCAAUAAUGUUCUACACCAACUCAUGGGGAAGAAUAUUUGGAAAGAAAAUCGAAGAAAAAUGUACACAACCAGGAAACUUGGCAUCCUCUGAUCAGCUGAUCAAUAUUUCCCGCCAAAAUAAUUCUACGCGUUUCCGUCCUGAGUUCAGCACCACACAAAUCCUCACGGGCACAAUUAUAUCACAGUUGGUAGUAGUUCCAUUAAUUGUAAACCCACUAGAGCGAGUGAAGGUUAUUUUACAAACCUGUCCUGAACAUAAAGGACAGUUGGACUGUUUUAAACAUAUUCUACGGAGUGAAGGUGUUCAAGGAUUAUUUAGAGGAACCACGUUAACUCUAGCCAGAGAUAUACCUGGGUUUGCAACAUACUUCCUGGUUUACGAACAUCUUAGGACAUUAGUCAGACAAGAGAAUACAUCUGUUAGUCUGACUACAACAGCAUUUAUUGGUGGUUUAGCUGGAAUGAUUGCCUGGUCAGUUCAAAUACCUGUGGAUAAUCUUAAAAAUAGACUUCAAGCUUCUAAAGAUAUGGGUGGAGUUCGGUUACAGUCAGCCCUGAAGAAGAUGUAUUUGGAGGGAGGGAUCUCUCAAUUGUAUAGGGGUAGUGCAGUCGUACUUCUGCGUGCUUUCCCCGCGAAUGCCGCAACAUUUGUUGGAUACGAGUGGACCAUUCAGCUGUUGCAACAGAUUAAUAGGAAUAAUUUGUAAUAUUUCAACUUAUGUAAUUGAUCGUUUUUAUUACACUGAUCUAACAUAUUCGCCUUGGAAUUAUUAUGUAACUUUUGCUCAAAGCUAACACCGGGUAUACACAUCACAUUUUGUAAUUUGUAAGCAUAACUGGGCCGUGCUUAUCGGGGGGUAUGUUUUCCUACAAUCUUAUUAUAAAAAUAGUUCAUUUAUGCUAUUCUUUUGCACAUUUUUGUGCAUCAAAGUUAAAAUAAAUGCAAUGUGCUGAAUGAUGAUGGGUUUCAAUUUUUGCCAGAUGAAUUCACUACAAUAGUUCUAUAUUCAAAUUACAUAUAAAUACGAAUGUAAUCCAACCUUUAAAAAUCUAACCCCUGUGUUCUACUAGCAAAACUAUUUUGAUUUAGAAAAUUUUUGUAAGACAUUUCUGUAACCAAAUUGAUAAAGAGCAAAAAAAAACUCCUAUUAGCAACUUUUUUUGUGCAUUAUAUUAAAGGGACUAUCAACUUAAUUUUAAUUAACUCCUAAAUUAAAAUUGUUACACACCUGAUUCAAAACGGUGCACUUAGUACUUUAAAACACUGAGAAAGAUAUCUUUUUCCGUUUUAAAAAGAUUUUUUAAAAUCUCUAAAUUUCCUUCAUUAUUUCUGCUUCUUUCAUUAGCUAAGAACCACAAUUGAAAAAUAUCAAUUAUUAAUCAUUUUUGCCGUGACAAAGACUUGUAAAUCGGGUAUUUAACUCUGUAAGUGAAUAAUCAUGUGAAAUUAUGUCAAUAAUCUCUUUAAGGAAUUAAAUGUGAUAUUUUACUGUCCAAUCAAUAUGAAUUUAUUAUUUAUAUUGAUGUCAAUUUAAUGACUUAUGCAAAUAAACUAUUUUCCUGCUGGUUAA